UCUCACUCUCUCACUCUCUCACUCCUCUCUCCCUCCUCUCUCCUCAAAUGAGAUCGCUUCCUCCCACUCGAAGCGAGUCCGUUGUGUCUCCCGCUCCCCUCCCCCAUCUCCCCUGCUGCAUUUUUCACUCAUUUCUUAUCGACUCUCUCUCUCUCUUUUUUUUUUUUUUCUCUUUCUGUUGUUUGUUUUUCCUGGCGUUUUCUCCUUUUCUCGUAACUCCUGACGCCCGUGAGCAGCCAGAUUGCCUCACUAAAAUCGACCGCAUUACCUUCUAUCCCAACCACGGCUGCACGUCACUGGCCAAGGAAAUCUUCGCGGUAAGAACUAACGCUACGCUCACUCUCCAGUGCCCCGGCUACUCAGGAAUGCAGAUGAAUAAUACCCAGGCAAAGACGAAAAGAAAGAAAAGAGAAGCUACAACAAAUAAAUGCCGGGAACAAGUCUCACGCUUAAUGGAAUUGUGGCGUCGAUUCAGUCGCAUUUCAUAGAAACAAAAUACACCUUUCUUACAGCUGUAUUUCACCCCAAGAAAAGAAAUCAUCUUUAUUAGGUAGAUGUAAUGUUAACUCUACUGUGACAUUUAAAAGACCACCGAUGGUUAUUUUUUUAAUUACAGAAGGGUUUCUUAACUUAUUUUUUAAGCUUUUAUUAUUUGAUGUGGGUUUUUAAUACAGGGGAAAUACUACCCCUCAAAUGUAGGGGGAGUCUGCUGUAGCAGUGAUGCCUGGGCCACUGGCUUUGUGCAGUAAUUUCUGCUGGAACUACAUAACUUCCCUUAUUUCAAGGGAAGAACCUAAACAUGUAGCAGAAGGAAAAAGAGAAGGUUGAGAAAGGAAAAGGUUGAACUCAAGAGCAUGCAAACCUCUGUUUAAAAGACAGGUGUUUCUUCUAUGUGUACUGAUACUUAUUGUGUUCUUAUAUUAAAAAUGUACAAAAGAAAAUAAAAGCAAAAGGUGUGCACAAAAAGUUGUACAUAUAAUGAAGCAAUCAAAGAAUUUUUGAGCAAAAUAUUGUGCAAGUAUUGCAAAUCGAGUUUUAAAAAUCAUCUGACAAGAGUGAUGUAUAUGCAAGCAGAUCCUGAAGAAGUGCCUUUAUUAAAGCUAAAAUAUAUAUUUUUUAAAGUUAUGGAAUAUAUUUUUAAUUUAUUUGUAAGCACUUUUUAAAAU
This is a messenger RNA of Hyaena hyaena (striped hyena), 1166 nucleotides long. It is a transcript of the gene TSLP, whose product is annotated as thymic stromal lymphopoietin. The transcript is spliced from 2 exons. The coding region runs from base 48 to 488 and encodes 146 amino acids. Lineage: Eukaryota; Metazoa; Chordata; Mammalia; Carnivora; Hyaenidae. Gene Ontology annotation, molecular function: cytokine activity. The record is from RefSeq and is a predicted model, not a curated record.